Molecule: messenger RNA, 885 nt
Organism: Westerdykella ornata
Lineage: Eukaryota; Fungi; Ascomycota; Dothideomycetes; Pleosporales; Sporormiaceae
Exons: 1
Coding region: 183-728 (181 amino acids)
Cellular component (GO): plasma membrane; fungal-type vacuole
Source: RefSeq, a predicted model, not a curated record
CGUUGGGACUAGGCAUUUGGUCCAAGACAUGGACGUACACCGUCGCGCUCGGCGGCGGCACACUGUUGGAGGCCCUCGGAUACCUUGGGCGGGUCCUGUUGAACCAAAAUCCCUGGUAAGGUAGCCAACCAGCUGUCUGCGUUUUGCUGACCCACCGGCGAAGGAACCGUCGAGGGUUCGAGAUGCAAAUCUGCUGCCUUGUCCUCGGACCAUCGUUCCUCGCCGCAGCCAUCUACCUGACACUGAAACAUUUCGUGCUGUAUUGUGGACCUCAGUACUCCCUCCUCAAGGCACGCCUUUACCCCUGGAUCUUCGUGGGAUGCGACUUUGCUUCCAUUGUCCUUCAGGCCAUUGGAGGAGGUGUAGCAGCUUCGGGCGGCGGCUCUGGCAGUAUGAAGACCGUCAACGCCGGCAACAACAUCAUCAUAACCGGUAUUGCGGUCCAGGUGGCUACCAUGAGCGGAUGCGGGCUGUUGGUUCUCCUCUACCUGUGGAGAUAUCGCCGAGCGCGCCCUGAGCGAGUGGCGGCUGCCGAGAAGAGCGACUUCGAGUUGAGCAAGAGUCAGGGCACGCUGUCGCGUAAGCUAUACAUCUUCGGAGCCGUCGUGGUUCUUGCCUACAUUACAAUUCUCAUUCGCUGCAUCUAUCGUAUCCCGGAGAUGGCCGGAGGCUGGGGCAAUCCGCUCAUGCGCAACGAAAAGGAGUUCCUGCUUCUUGACGGAAUGUAAGGGAGCGGAAUUUGAAGGCAAAAGUCACGUACUAACGGGCACAGGAUGAUUGCUAUUGCGAGCUUGGUUCUGACCGUCUUCCAUCCCGCCUUCUUCUUCGCCCCUUUUGCCGCUUUCCGCAAAGCCAAAACCCAUCCCAGUGCCGGUUCCGAGGUCG